AUGCCAGCCGUCUAUCAGUUCACCUCUCCAAAAUGUCACUGGAGAGUGCUUUCGUUGAAGGAUUUGUUUCGCCACCUCCAUGGCUCCCAUGGCCAUGAAAAGAAUUGGAUUUGCGGAUUAUCUGGAUGCGUGCAGUCCUUCACCCACUUCCCUUCAUAUAGGAAGCAUGUUUAUCGCAAGCACCUUGACCUCCUCCAUAAAGAAACAAGAGACCUGUCAACAGAGCUUGAAACCUGCCAUGGCACACCUGCAGCUGACACACACACGGAUGCAUCAGCUGAUGCCGACAUAUCAGAUGACACGACAACAGGGGCCAAUGACGGUGAACAGCAGCAACACAGCCUUCAAAGUGACCAUGAUAGCAGCUCCGCUGCUGGAGAGCCUGAUCGUGUGAAGCAGUUUGCACUACUCUUUCUAAAGUGGAAGGAGAGCAAGCGCUUGCCAGAAGCAACCGGUGAUGAGAUCGCCAAUGAUGUCAUCUCUUACGUCCAGGGUCUCACAGAGGACUUAUCAAGAAAACCAACACAACAAUGGGCACACAUUUUGUCUUCUGUUGGUGAUGGCAUGGAGAUGCUGUCUACAAAAGGAGACAGAACUGACUACUGGAGCACCUGCCUGCCAUUUGUGGAACCUCGAACCAUAGUGAUUGGAACUGAUGAACGUGGAAAACGAAAUGUUUUCCACUACGUUCCGAUACUUGAAAUCCUGAAAAACCUGCUUGAAGUCCCGGAUAUAUACAGCAAUUUGUGCUGUCCAGACAAGGAAGAUGGCUACCUCAAAACAGCUUUUGACGGGACAGCAUUCAUCGAUCACGCAUACUUCAACGGCGAUGAAGAAAUGAUUUGCAUACAGCUGUACGCAGAUGAAUUCGAGGUGUGCGAUCCCUUAGGAAGCAAGAGGGGGAAGCAUAAGCUCCUUGGUGUUUACUUUUCCAUUCUGAACCUUCCCCAAAGGAUAAGGUCCUCACUUUCGCAGAUCCACCUUGUGCUACUUGUAAAUGACACGCAUAUCUCAGCCUAUGGCCUGGACAAAGUUUUUGCCCACUUGAUGGAGGAUGUUGCGUCACUGGAAAAUGAGGGGCUGACAGUGAAGGGACAAACACUGAAGGGAACGGUCUUCAUAGUGACAGGUGACAAUCUCUCAUGCCACAGGCUCGGAGGCUUCAAGUGUAACUUCAGCGGAGGAAGAAUAUGCCGCUUUUGUUUGGCACUACGGCAUGAGGUCAGUAAUAAGCACCUUGAAGCCGACUUUGUAUCUAUGACUCCAGAAGGCCACCUGCAUCAUCUCGAUAUGCUCAAGAGUGGCAUACCUACUUUGUCAUUGUAUGGUGUUCGGGAGCCCUGCACUUUCAACUUCACUGGGUUUCAUCCAACGGAACACUUUCCAACUGACAUCAUGCAUGACAUUUUGGAAGGCGUGAUCUCAUUUGUGAUGAUGCACAUAAUUGAUUACCUGAUGUCCAAUGGCUUUUUUUCCCUCUGUCACCUCAGCAAGUGUAUCGAAAGCUAA
Ornithodoros turicata is the source of this 1509-nucleotide messenger RNA. RefSeq lists its product as uncharacterized. Bases 1 to 1509 code for a protein of 502 amino acids. The transcript has a single exon. The record is from RefSeq and is a predicted model, not a curated record. NCBI's taxonomy places the organism in Eukaryota, Metazoa, Arthropoda, Arachnida, Ixodida, Argasidae.